Messenger RNA from Hevea brasiliensis (rubber tree), 926 nucleotides. RefSeq lists its product as uncharacterized. NCBI's taxonomy places the organism in Eukaryota, Viridiplantae, Streptophyta, Magnoliopsida, Malpighiales, Euphorbiaceae. The transcript has a single exon. Bases 102 to 725 code for a protein of 207 amino acids. The record is from RefSeq and is a predicted model, not a curated record.
UCUCCUCUCUCCCACUUCCAAUAGUCUCUAUUUAUAAGAUUGAAGCAAAGUAGAACAAUGAACAAAAAAGGUUGAAAAAAGUCUCUAGCAACACAAAGAAAAUGCCUCUCCUCUCAUCCUCUAAAACCAUGGAUGGCUCAGCAACUCUUAGUGUCCAUGCCCAAAAUGUUCUGAAAGAAUGUGACACUUCACUUCUCCCAGCAACUAAACACUCUUCCUCUCACCGAACACCUUUCUUUUCCUCCUUCUCGUCGUGCUCUUUUUCAGAGUUUCCCGAUGACUCCCCACCUAAUCCGGCCACCCCGCGUCGAUUUUCCGGCGUUCCAUUUUCUUGGGAACAUUUGCCAGGAAUUCCCAAGAAACCAAGUUGCAAGAAAAAGGACUCUACAGUAGUGAAAGCCCUUCCCUUGCCUCCUCAUACCUCAAAAAGAUUCAACUUGGAGGAAGUUGGAAUAAUCCGAAAGAAGAAUUCUAAAGAGAGCUUUGGAAAGGAUCCUUUCUUCACUGCAUUAGUUGAAUGUUCAAAGGGUGAUGAUGAAGAAGAUCAUUCUGGUAGUAACUUUUGGAAUGUUACUAAGGUUUCAAGAAGCAUUAGCGGCAGGUUUGGCUUCAUAAAUAUUUACACUUCCUGUAAAAGAACUUGUGCUGUUUCUGAUUCAAUAGUAUACCUUCCAAGAUCAAGAAGAACAUCAUAUGGUCAACUAAUUUCUUGCCGGUCGAGCUGAAAUUAAGAUCAUAUUCUUCAAUGAUCAUUAUCUUCUGGGAUUUGUGUUCAUGAUGUUCUUACGUAAAUCAAAUCAAGGUAUUUCCAUUUGCUUCUUUUUCUUCCUGUUUAGUUUCUUGGUGUGUGAGGGCAAAGCAUAUGUCCCCAAAAGCAUAAAUCAUUGUAAUAUGUUAAUAAAACUUGCAAAAAAGAUUUGAGAUUU